Trichobilharzia regenti is the source of this 3687-nucleotide messenger RNA. The record is from the annotation of a GenBank genome assembly. Lineage: Eukaryota; Metazoa; Platyhelminthes; Trematoda; Strigeidida; Schistosomatidae.
AUGGUAAUUGAGCGGUUAAUGAAGAAAAUAAACGUGAAUCCUGUAUCGAAAAAAGUUCUUAAACCUACAGCAGUGUUAUCCUUGCCUAGAUAUCCUACACUGACGUUUGGUAUACCACUUAAAGAGAUUCUGGAACGUGAUAAAACUGAUAUUCCAAUUGUAGUGACUGAUAUCUUUAAUUUCCUGCUAAAUAAAGGCGGUCUACAGUCUGAAGGUAUAUUUCGUGUAAAUGGUAAUUCACGAACAGUGGAAGCCUUGCGUACACUUGUCGAUGAAAAUGGCACUUAUUGGCAUUUAAGUGAAUUUUCAACUAUCACUGGUGAUUCAGAUCGAACAGUUGAUGUUUUCUCCGUUGCUAGUCUUUUAAAGUUGUAUCUAAGGGAAUUACCAGGGGGAUUAAUUCCAGAAAGUAAAACGUCCUUGUUUUUGAAGGUUUAUUCAGAAUAUCGAUCGAAACGUGAAGCCUAUCUAACUCAAUUGGAGAAUUUAAUUAUUCAAUUACCUGUAUCCAAUUAUACACUCUUAAAGCAUUUAUGCCAAUUCCUUUAUCGUGUAUCCAUAUAUCAAGCUGAGAAUAAAAUGUCAUUUGAAUCAUUAGGUAUUGUAUUUGGACCGAAUGUAUUUCGAUUUACACCAGAAAAUAUAGGCUAUCGUGAACAGAAUUCAAUUAAUCAUAUCAUGAGUUUUCUAAUUGAACAAUCUAAUCAUUUAUUUCGUAUGAUUGCACCAAGUUGUGAAAAUGUGAUAACACCAUUAAGUGAUUUGUCAAAUGGUGCCGGUGGUGUUAAGGGUGGUGGUUAUUCGUCACAAAUCCCACGUGAUCCACUUAUAGCUGCUACAACAACUACCACUUCUACGACUGAUGCCAUUAUCAUUAAUGAUCAUGACGAUGAUGAGGAUGUUGAUGAUGGUGACAAAAAGUGCAAAGAAAGAUAUGAAAAUGAAACACCUGAUAAUAUGUCCGAAAUGAACUCUUACAAUGAUGAUAUCGAUGAUGAAGGCGAUGAAGAUGUUCGAACGGAAAGUUUUACCACCCAUUCAACUACUAUGGCUGGAACAACAAUAUAUCCAUCAAUGAAUCGAGUUACAAGUACUUAUUGUUCUGGUUCACAAGUUGGUGGUGGCGGUAUUAUGACUUCAACAACAGGGACAAAAACAACAGCACUACCAACAUCUGCAACAACAGCAGCAAUGACAUUAUCAAUAAAAGGAUUAAAUACACCAGAGGAUAUUCCCUUGAAAGCGAAAGCAUCUAACUGUGAUAUAAUUUCAUCUUAUCUUGAAAUGGCCAUUCGUUCGUGUAUUGAAGAGCAUUUAUUCCAUGAAAGAUUACCUGAAUGGAAAGUGUACAACACCACUGAAAAGUUAGACACGAUUAAUUAUCCAGUUGGCUUCAAUCAUACAUUAAAACAAAGUUGUGAUGAUAUUAUUACAUCGCAGAAAAUAAAUUUGACAGAUGAAGGCGAUUCACCGAGUUUUGAAUUUAAACACGCUAAAGUACUAUCAGGAAUUGACUUUGCCAAUGAAUCCAGUGAUCAAAUUCAUCAAAAGUUAACCCAGCAUUUAUAUAUACUAAAAUCACGUGUACGCGAAUUUGAAAAGCGAUUUGAACAAGAUUAUGGACGUAAACCAACCAAUCCGGAUAAAUAUUCUGAUCCAAGGAUUAAUGAUAUAAUGUGUCAAAUAUCUGAAGUUCAUGCAGCAAUGAAGUAUAUCAAGUCGUCAGAUAAAUCGUCUGAUCAAAUUACCAGUAAAAGUAAUCCAUCUGUGACAACUAAUAAUCCAACUGAAUGUACAGCUUACAAUGGAAUUACCAACACAAAGAUGACAUCUUCAGUGUAUUCUUUAAAUCAUUCUCCUAGUAAACAGUCAAUUUAUAAAACACAUGAUGAAGUAAAAGAUUACAUGAGAGAACUUCGUUCCCCAAGUGGUUAUAUCCCUUCUAAACCAUCAAUGGAAUUGAAUGCAGCAGCUGACAGUGGAAAUCCAGCAGCCGGUCAUAUAGAGUCGAAUACUUCUGGUAAACCAACUGUUGAAAGUACUUUCCUACUCCUUUCAAAUCGGUUAGCAGAGAAACGGGCUAUUGCAAAUCGUCCUGAAUCGCUUCAUCUUAUGAAUCCUAAACAAAUUGAAGCUGAAAAAUUAGCCUUACAGAAAGCGUUAUUAUACUUUGAAAAUCUUCAUGGUCGACCAAAAGAACGUGAAGAUCGUAUUACAAUGCGACCAUUGUAUGAUCGUUAUCGUAGUGUUAAACGUCUUCUAACCAGUAUACAAUCUAAUCAAAAUGUUAAUUUACCUGAGAAUACAGAAGAGAAUAGUGAUACCGACGGGUAUUUAUCGAUUCCAUCCAAUGAGGAUAUUAUUCGUCGAAAGUCAAUCCAAUCACCGGUUAUUCUAUCUAAUCAUGCCUUUGAUAGUAACAAUUAUCCAAUGAAAUCUAUUCAUCCUUCAACAACUGGUAUGUUCAUCAAUAAUAAUACUACAUCUUCAUUUAAAUCAAAUCCUGCUGUUUCUUCUUAUUCCACUAUACAAUCAUCAUCUAAUCGAUUAUACAAUUGUAAUACAUCCUCCUCAGUAUAUGAUAAUAAUUAUCAUUAUUCACGUGUUUCGCAUAUUCCAUCCUCUUCUAUUUCAUCAUUGUCAUUAAAAACAACAUCUAAUAUUCCUUCAUCUCAAAACAAUUUCAGUGACCACUACCAUCAUCAUCACCGUCAUCGUCAGCUAGAUGAUAUUGUUGUUGAUGAUGAUGAGGAUGGUGAUUUUGAAGUCACACAAAAACAGUCAAUUUCAUCAACAAUUAAAUCUGGUCAUAGGACAGAUGUAAACAGAUCAACAACAGCAACAACAACACCGGCAAGUCGUCUUGAUAGAUUAUCACAGAAUGCGAAUGAUUUCACCAUGAAAAGACAGAAUAGCAGUAAUGAGUGGUUUGGCACAAUUGGUUUAAGCAGACGAAAUCAAGCUAGUGGAGAUGAUGAUUAUUACACAACUACUGUUACUUCCAGUUCACAGAAUAAGCUUCCCAAUGAGAUGUAUCCACGAAUUCAACCGGAGAAUGGAUUUUCUUCAUCCGGAGGAGUGCCAGCAGCAUAUGGUGGUCCAACUAGACGCUCAAGUACUAAUACAAAUGAAUACUCUUCACCUAUUCAUAAUCAUUAUCAUCACCAUCAUCAUCAUCAUCAGGAAAAUUUCACCGGUUCCACACCAGCUGUAGUACCCUAUGAUUCCCCACCAUUAUCAUUAUCUUCAUUAUCGAAUCCACGAAUUAAUCAAGUCAACAGUAAUACUGAUUUAUUGAGACUGAAUAAUAGUAAUGUUUCUAUUGCUAAUGUGAGAAAUCGACGUCGUAUACUUACGAAUUCUGAUAAUGCCAUCAAUUCUAUGCCAAGUAGUACGACAGCAACAACAACAAUCGACAAAUAUGUUGAAUCAUCACAAACUAUGCCGUCAUCAGAUUUAUCCAGUUGGUCAACUAGUGAUUUAAAGGCAGCAUUACGGAAUCUACGUGAAUCAAAACGUCAAUUGCAGAAAACUUUAAAAGAUUUUGAACAUGAAUUCACUCAAACUACUGGUCAAAAGGUAGAACGUGCUGAUCGAUUACGUAUGCGUCCACAAUACUGUCAGUAUAAAGCGUUAAAAACACGUCUACUUCAGUUGGAAACUGAACUAAAAGGUCGAUGUGCCUAA